Messenger RNA from Microstroma glucosiphilum, 957 nucleotides. RefSeq lists its product as hypothetical. The transcript has a single exon. The record is from RefSeq and is a predicted model, not a curated record. Bases 108 to 644 code for a protein of 178 amino acids. Lineage: Eukaryota; Fungi; Basidiomycota; Exobasidiomycetes; Microstromatales; Microstromataceae.
UUAGCUUUGGGAUACCUUUCCAUCAAGAGGGCGUAGGGGACACAAAUGCGUGAGCACGUGCAAGAACAUUUCAGUCACCCAUCUCGGAGGCUUAUACCACCACGUACAUGAAUAUUACGGCCUUCUUGAGCUUCCCGACCUCUACGCUCUGGCCUGACUCGUCAUUGAGAGUUAUGUCGGGAACAGUCUCGCCCACCUUGAGCUGUCGACUCGAAAUAGGCUUCUCGUCCGUCUUGGCUUUCUUGCUCGCAGCUCCCUCCUUGCUACCGUUGGUGGCGUCAGCUUCACUUUUGUCUUUGCUUUCCACAUCGGCCUCCUCGUCGUCCUUGGCAACAGCACGCUUCUUUGUGGCCUUUGCAGCCGGGCCUUUCUUCUCGCUUUCUGAAUCCUUGACUGCCGGUGUAGAAGCCUGCCGUGCCGCGACUCGGCUGGAAACACGACGUUCCCCUGUGGGCUGGGCUGCCUCGGAUGCCUUCCUUGCCAUGUUGAGCGAUGUGUGUAGUAAAGACUGUUCUACAAGCGAGCACGUUGUGGGAGUAGUAGAAGGAGAAGCAACUCACUUCCGGCCCUUGGCGUCUCCACACGUCGAAUUCAAACUCCCUUUCCGCAAUGCAGCAAUCGUGGUGCCUGUACAGUCAGACUAGAGAGCAAACGGUUGCACACAAGCUGUACACAUACAUGUUCUUCCUGUGCCUUGCCGUCCUUCUUUGCACCCCUAUCCUUCGUCUACGUCAGUCCAUGCUCGAGACCUUCCAUAGUGCCAGGGCAGAGCGAAUCUGCUCACCAUGACCGUCAAGGCUGGGCCCCUCCAAGCUCGCGAGUAUCAAAAGCAGCUCUUCGCGAAAGCCCUCACCAGCAAUGUCAUCGCAUGUGUGGAGACGGGCAGCGGCAAGACACUUGUCGCUGCUCUACUCCUCGAGCAUAUGUAUAGUCAGGAAGUGGCUCGCACCAGGGGCU